GAUUGGUGGAAUUUGGCAAAAAAAAGUUUUCAACUUUUUUUUUCAUUUUCAAUUGAAUUGAAAAGCUAGAAAUGGACGAAAUGCAUACAACAGCACCAAUGGCAUCUAUGACAUGGAAUGAUAAAAUGAUGAUUCUAUUGGAAAAUUUUAACCAUGAACAAUUUAGCCGUUAUGAAAUGUGUCGUCGAUCGAAAUUUUCUAAAAGUGUAAUGAAAAAAUUCAUUCGUUCCAUAACCGAUGUGAUGAUUAAUGAUAAAACAGCCAUUGCAUUGGCUGGUAUAGCCAAAGUUUAUGUCGGUGAAUUAAUUGAAACCGCUCUAGAUUAUCAACAAAAAAUUGGUGAAAAUGGACCAUUAACACCGAAACAUUUACGUGAAUCUUUUCGACAAUUGAAUCGUAAUAAUCAACGACGUGUUUCAUGUUUUUUUCACCAUGUUUAAUCCAUUAACAAACCACGUUGUGUUUUUUUUUUCCCAGCCAAUGAAUAAACACAUUCAAUUUUGAUACAGUAA
Messenger RNA from Dermatophagoides farinae (American house dust mite), 512 nucleotides. RefSeq names its product transcription initiation factor TFIID subunit 11. Gene Ontology annotation, biological process: transcription initiation at RNA polymerase II promoter; RNA polymerase II preinitiation complex assembly. Lineage: Eukaryota; Metazoa; Arthropoda; Arachnida; Sarcoptiformes; Pyroglyphidae. Gene Ontology annotation, molecular function: protein heterodimerization activity; RNA polymerase II general transcription initiation factor activity. The record is from RefSeq and is a predicted model, not a curated record. Gene Ontology annotation, cellular component: nucleus; transcription factor TFIID complex.